Pteronotus mesoamericanus is the source of this 5027-nucleotide messenger RNA. RefSeq names its product outer dense fiber of sperm tails 2 (gene ODF2). The record is from RefSeq and is a predicted model, not a curated record. Lineage: Eukaryota; Metazoa; Chordata; Mammalia; Chiroptera; Mormoopidae. Bases 4 to 2685 code for a protein of 893 amino acids. Gene Ontology annotation, biological process: regulation of cilium assembly. The transcript has 21 exons. Gene Ontology annotation, cellular component: centrosome.
CCAAUGGGCGAGCUCCCGACCGUGUGUCGGAGAAGGAGGCGGAAGCGGGGAGGAGUCGCCGCUGGAGCUGGACUACAUCCGCCGCGGCGUCUCCAUGGCACGACCCUGGCCACCGAUUUCAACGACUUCAUAAGGAGGCGUUUCUGGGCUCAGCCGUGUCGUUCCUGGUUUCCAUCGUGUGGGAAGAACGGAGUAACAAGUCUCACGCAGAAAAAGGUCUUGAGGACACCUUGUGGCGCACCCAGUGUGACUGUGACGAAGCAAACCAUGAAGGACCGCUCUUCAACUCCCCCCUUACAUGUUCACGUGGAUGAGAACACCCCUGUCCACGUCCACAUAAAAAAACUCCCGAAACCGUCAGCGACCAGCAGCCAGAAAUCUCAUAAGCGCGGAAUGAAAGGGGACACCGUGAAUGUGCGGCGGAGUGUCCGGGUGAAAACCAAGAAUCCACCUCAUUGCCUGGAGAUCACGCCACCAUCGUCAGAAAAGCUGGUCUCAGUGAUGCGGUUAAGCGACCUCUCUACAGAAGAUGACGACUCAGGUCACUGCAAAAUGAAUCGUUAUGAUAAGAAGAUUGACAGUCUGAUGAACGCAGUUGGUUGUCUCAAAUCGGAGGUCAAGAUGCAGAAGGGUGAGCGCCAGAUGGCCAAAAGGUUCCUGGAGGAGCGCAAGGAGGAGCUAGAGGAGGUGGCCCAAGAGCUGGCUGAGACCGAGCACGAGAACACGGUGCUGAGGCACAACAUCGAGCGCAUCAAGGAGGAGAAGGACUACACCAUGCUUCAGAAGAAACACCUCCAGCAGGAGAAGGAGUGCCUCAUGUCCAAGCUGGUAGAGGCUGAAAUGGAUGGGGCCGCCGCCGCCAAGCAAGUCAUGGCCCUGAAGGACACCAUCGGAAAGCUGAAGACGGAGAAACAAAUGACCUGCUCGGACAUCAACACCCUGACAAGGCAGAAGGAACUUCUCCUGCAGAAGCUGAGCACGUUCGAGGAGACCAACCGCACCCUCCGAGACCUGCUGAGGGAGCAGCACUGCAAAGAGGAUUCCGGAAGGCUGAUGGAGCAACAGGGAACCCUUCUGAAACGGCUGGCGGAGGCAGACUCUGAGAAAGCGCGGCUGCUGCUACUGCUGCAAGAUAAGGACAAGGAGUUGGAAGAGCUCCUCCAGGAAAUACAGUGUGAGAAGGCUCAAGCAAAGACAGCAUCCGAGCUCUCUAAGUCUAUGGAGACCAUGCGUGGGCAUCUUCAGGCACAGCUUCGGUGCAAAGAGGCAGAGAACAGUCGCCUGUGCAUGCAGAUCAAGAACCUGGAGCGCAGUGGGAACCAACACAAGGCGGAAGUGGAGGCCAUCAUGGAGCAGCUGAAGGAACUGAAGCAAAAGGGAGACCGAGACAAAGAAUCCUUAAAGAAGGCCAUCCGAGCCCAGAAGGAACGAGCCGAGAAGAGCGAGGAGUACGCUGAGCAGCUGCACGUGCAACUUGCUGACAAGGAUCUUUAUGUUGCGGAAGCUUUAUCCACUCUGGAAUCAUGGAGGAGCCGCUACAACCAAGUUGUGAAGGACAAGGGGGACCUCGAGCUGGAAAUUAUCGUCCUGAAUGACCGAGUGACAGAUCUCGUAAACCAACAGCAAACCUUGGAGGAGAAGAUGCGGGAAGACCGGGACAGCCUGGUGGAGCGGCUACACCGGCAGACCGCCGAGUAUUCCGCGUUCAAACUGGAGAAUGAGAGGCUGAAGGCUAGUUUCGCUCCAAUGGAGGACAGGCUCAAUCAGGCACACCUCGAGGUCCAGCAGCUGAAGGCGUCGGUUAAGAAUUACGAAGGGUUGAUUGACAACUAUAAGAGUCAGGUGAUGAAGACCAGAUUGGAGGCUGAUGAAGUGGCUGCCCAGCUGGAACGCUGUGACAAGGAAAACAAGAUGCUUAAAGAUGAGAUGAACAAAGAGAUUGAAGCGGCACGGAGGCAGUUCCAGUCCCAGCUGGCUGACCUGCAGCAGCUGCCUGACAUCCUCAAGAUCACCGAGGCUAAGCUGGCAGAGUGCCAAGACCAGCUGCAGGGCUACGAGAGGAAGAACAUCGACCUCACAGCCAUCAUAUCAGAUCUGCGCAGCCGGAUCGAACAUCAGGGGGACAAGCUGGAGAUGGCGAGAGAGAAACACCAGGCUUCCCAGAAGGAAAAUAAACAGCUGAGUCUGAAGGUGGAUGAACUGGAGAGGAAACUGGAGGCGACCAGUGCCCAGAAUAUCGAGUUCCUACAGGUGAUUGCCAAGAGAGAGGAGGCAAUCCACCAGUCCCAGCUGCGGCUGGAGGAGAAAACACGAGAAUGUGGGGCCCUGGCAAGGCAGUUGGAGAGCGCCAUUGAAGACACUAGGAGGCAGGUGGAGCAAACUAAGGAGCACGCGGCUUCCAAGGAACGAGCAGCCCAGAACAAAAUCCUGGACCUUGAGACCCAGCUGAGCAGGACCAAAACUGAACUCAGCCAGCUGCGGCGGAGCCGUGACGAUGCUGACCGCCGCUACCAGAGUCGGCUGCAAGACCUGAAAGAUCGCCUGGAGCAGUCGGAGAGCACCAACCGCAGCAUGCAGAACUAUGUCCAGUUCCUUAAGUCGUCCUAUGCCAAUGUGUUCGGGGAUAGCCCUUACACUACCUACCUGACCAGCUCUCCCAUCCGCUCCAGGUCUCCUCCUGCCUGAGGCUGCCCGUCUUGGGCCAGGCGCCGGGUUGAUGCCAUGGGCACUGAUGAGUUGCCAAGCCAUACCUGGAAAACCUGUUGGUUUUCCUGUCUCUUCCAGUGAUGAAGUAUGUUCAGGACCUUGUCCUUAGCUCCUGGCUCCAUGGAAGUCCCUAAAGCAGCAGAGGAUGAAGAAGCAGGAACCACUUAGUCUCUCCUCUCUGCCAGAGUUGCCUGAUGGAAGUUUUCAAUUACCUUGCCAGGCCUUACUCGUAAAUCCGCUGCUAUGAGGGAACCAGAUUUUAACUCACCAUAACUUUGCUCACUCCUUUCCAGAAUGUUUGGACUGGACUUUUUCCUCCAGUCCCAUUAUAGCCCUCUUUCUAGGAAUCUCUUUCCUAAGUGUUCUUGGACCUGAACCAGCAGGAGCUGUGGAGGUCCUGGCCACCCACCCUGGGCUGUGAGCAUGUUCACUUCCUCUUUUCCUUAUUUAUCGGGUGUGGCGUUUCCCCUAAGCCCAGGUGAAACCUCUCUUACCCGAGUCUCCUUGAGGCCACUUGCUCCCAUGCACUUCGCAGUAGACACUCAAAGUCUCAUGUCCACUUGGCCUUUUAAAAGUGUAAUCCCAAGAUCGUUGAUUUUUGUUUCUAUUUACCAGGUUUGUAUCUGAGGAAUGCACUUAUAUCUUUGAAAUAUUUGUGUUGUUUUACAAAAAGUUUUUAUAGUCAAUGUUGAAGACUCCAUGGAUGAUUUUCUCUACCCACUCCCAACCCCCUUCUAAAAAUGAUGAAGUAAAAUGCUGCAAGAGAGCCAGUAAAUAUUUUUAUAAAGUACUUGGUGCAUGGACCGUGAAGCUUUUCAUUUUAUUUUGGCCCAGACAGUUUCUUCUCUGUGGGCUUUCCAAGAGAUGACUGGAUGCAUUGCUCAUUAUUGGGGGCAGAUCACUUUAGCUGUUAGGAAGAAGAUGAGAUGUGUAUAUAUUAGUGUUUUUAAAAUGUUAAUUUGUUUCUGAAUGUGUUCACAUUUUCCCUUUAUUUAAAAGAAAGAACAAGAAGAAAAUUUUUUUCCAUUGGCUGUCAGAUGAGCGUUAGCUGAAGGAUGUUCCUUUGUAGUUCUUAUCUAAGCCAGGCAUUCUGUUGCACCACUGUUGAUAUCAUCUGUGAUGUCAUGAGGGUGACAGCCAUCAACAUUGCAGCCCACACAUUGGGCUGUCCCCAGAAUCUCAAACCAGGGCUGUAUCUGUCAGGCAAUGUUGACAAUUUCAUCAAAAGUGCUCUUUUCCACUGUGCUCAAUGUUUUUUUGUGGCUCUUUGAGGGCUUUGAUGAUCAGGGCAGAGGCAGGAGGCACCUCCUCAACCUGGGCCUGUCUGUUCUGGUCAGUUUCACUGUAAUCCUCGGGCCCUUCUUCUAAUCACUGGUGGCUUUGGCGAUGUCGGUCCCGGAGGACUGUUGUUGGGGGGCAAGGCAAAUGUAGCACCAACUUCUCCACCGGUGCAUCUCAGGAAGACGAUUUUGAUCUCCUUGAGAAUGAACUUCAGCCGCAUGGCGGAGGCGGCUGGUGUUGGGUGCACCUGGAUUUAGGACGACCGAAGAAAGUUGCACCAAAGCCUCCUCCAAGAAAACUGAAAGCAACAAUUCCUUUACAGAGAUCAAAUUUGGAACUGGGCUGAACCCUAACCUUUUCAUUCUAGCUGGUAUUGGCCUUGUGGGUGAUCCAGUCUUGAACUCUCUCAGCCACUCUAACCCAAGUCCAAAAUUCCAGAGGAUUCCCCUAUGUCCUCAAGGGCAGUGGGGCCUACCCAGGCAUCUGGAUUUCAUGACCACUCAAUUUUGGUGUCAACUGUGAUUUCUAGCUGUUAGUUUGGCCGAGAAGUUCUGGGGGAAAAAAAACAAACCAACCUCAAGCUACCACUUCCCCACAACCACGCCUGUUUUCAUACCCUUAACAUAAAUGGACCUGAACGCAACAAUAUAAAAAUUUUCCCUAGAAAGGACAGUUGGCAAACUUACACCAAUGUCUAUACCGAUUUAUAUAACUCAUUCUGAUUUUCAUCAAACUAAUGAAGACCUCAAUGCAGGCCACUGGUAUGUAUAAUGCUGGUGUGGGAAACUCCUCUCUCGGAGUCCAUUGCUGGGACUCUCCCAACAACAUUGUUUUAUUUUGUCCAGUUUAUUAAAAAAGAAAACCUCAAAAUAAUGAGAAAUGUUUAUAUUGCUUCAAACUCCAGAGACAAGCCUUUCUACCUGAAACCGAUCCUAUAAAACAGGCAAAAGAAGAGUCAAGCCUUGGCUGGGUAGCUCGGUUAGCACGUUGUCCCCGUACACCAGGGUUGUGGGUUUAAUUGCAGGUCAGGGCGCACUCAA